AUGGUUAGAGAAGAGAAUGAAGAGGAUAAUGAUUAUGAUUCUAAUUAUUCUAAGUAUAUAGAUAUAGAGGCAUUGUUUGGCGAAAUAAAAACUUCUCUACGAAAAGGAAUGAUACCACUGAAACCAGUGGAUGUCUUCCAUUUGUUAAAAAAGAUUUAUGAGAAUGCUACUAUUCCUUCUACCACCACUACAUCGACUACAAAUGCAAAUUUAACUCCAAUCUAUCCAUUAACAACACAGUCUACUACUCAUAACUCUAUACAAGAAACACGUUCAUAUGUACCUACAAUAUUACCAAAGAAUGCUACUAUUCCUUCUACCACCACUACAUCGACUACAAAUGCAAAUUUAACUCCAAUCUAUCCAUUAACAACACAAAACUAUCAAGAUCAUUAUAAUCAAUCAUCAACAACAACAACUACCAAUUCUUUGCAGAUGUCCAAUAAUAGUAAUAAUACAUCUUUAAAUGAAGAGGAUCAAGAGGAUGAAAGUGAGUCAGGUGAAAGUGAGUCAGAUGAAAAUGAGGAAGAAGAAGGAAGUGGAGUAGAAGAGGAGGGUUGGAUUAGUCCAAAACAAGUCCUAGCACCGAAUGGAAAAUAUUUAAUAAUAAAAUAUGAUGAAGUGGAGACAGAGCAAUCAGGUAGUGAAAAGGAAGUUGAUGAUGAAGAUUUAAGUGUCUUGGAAUCUGAUGAAGGAAUCCAUUCAGGUUCAAGACGUUGGUCGAAUGUGGAACUUACAAUCCUGUUGAAGUAUAUAUUCAGAAGAAUUAAUACUAGAAAAUUGUACCAUGAUUUAGGACUAAAGAAAAGCUCCCGAGCCAUGAGUUUAAAGAAAUCAUAUAUCAAGAGGAGAGUUCAGGAACUUUUUGAAGUGGAUUGGUGA
This is a messenger RNA of Entrophospora sp. SA101, 882 nucleotides long. Lineage: Eukaryota; Fungi; Glomeromycota; Glomeromycetes; Entrophosporales; Entrophosporaceae. The record is from the annotation of a GenBank genome assembly.